AUGUCUCGUAUAUUUGUAAUAAUAUUUCUUGUUAAAACUAUUUAUUGUCAAGAGUAUCAAAAUGCUGUGGAAGGUGGUAGUUGGCAAGUGGUUGUGCCUGAGAUCAAUGGUGCAGCAAUUGGAAAAAGUCUUGGUAUGCAAACUGUUCAUGCAGUGCUUCUUCCUUCCGGUGAUGUUCUUGUUGCUAGUGGAAGCAGUUGGCGUAAUCGUGGUCCAAUUGAAACAUUUCCUCAAUCGGAUGAUCCUAAAGGCAGUGAAGGAGUUUUUCAAUUACGAGAAGAUCCAUUUCAAAUGGAAAAAAUCGACGAUUAUUUUCAAUUAGUUAACAAUGUUGGUGUUUAUAAUCCUGACAAAAACACAUUUUUUCGUGUACCACAUCCUACACCAGUUCCCGAUCCAAAAUGGUCGGAUCAUUUUGCUCCUAAUGAUUUAUUUUGUACUGGACAUCUCCAUAUAUCUGAUGGCAAUGUAUUAUUUGUCGGUGGAACACAAUAUUAUCAUCCAUAUCGUACAGGCAAUCGUGCAACCUAUCUAUAUGAUUGGCGUAAACAUGCUAACAUUUCUUGGAAUGAAGUUGAUUGGAGACGUAUGCCCAGUUUAAAUGAUACAGAAAAUGAAUUUCAAAAUCCAUGGUUAUUUUCUGGUUUAAUGGAACGCGGUCGUUGGUACGCAUCUCUCGUUCCUUUAAUUGAUGGUCGUCUUGUUGUGAUGGGUGGUUUUGUAGGUUUUGAUCAUGGAUAUACAGAUAUGUAUUCAUUUGAAAAUAACGAUUUAGUUGAAUUUUUUGAUCCUCAAAUAUUUGCAUCAUCAUCUGAUAAACAAUUGGCUUGGACUAAAGUUAAUGUUAAAUCAACAUUAAAUGGGCCGUUUACAAAUCUUAUUAAUCCAACUUUCAAACCAACACCUGGAAUAAAUUGUACUGCACGUUGUAUAAAAGAUAAUCAAUAUGACGUAUUCAAACUCUAUGAACAAGCUUAUCUGAUGGCUGAAAAUAGAAUCUAUCUAACACGUGAAGGUGAUUGGGUAAGCGCACGAACACAUGAUACAGCCUUUAUGCGUAAAACAAAAGCUACUUAUCAUAUGCAUAUUGGUGGAACUCGACAAUCACCUACUGUACAAUUUUCACCUGGCCCAUCACGAGCUGAAAAUAUUACGUCUUAUGGAACGACAAUUAAUGAUCCAAAUAGUGGACGAAUUCUACUUUUCGGUGGUCAACCGACAUCACCCGGAACUCAAUUGUAUCGAGACGAUACUCAUCAAGGUUAUCAACGUUAUGCCGGAGGUCGAGGUAGUCGAAAAUUAGAAGAAUUCUUUUCUUCAUAUUAUGAAGCUGGUGGUGGUCAUUGGUCUUUAAAAUCAAACUUCUUGGGGGAAGAGUCUCAAGACGAUCGAACAAUGCAUUAUGCAAUACUUUUACCAACAUCACAAGUUCUUAUUAUUAAUGGAGCUAAUUAUGAUUUUUAUGGAUCUGUAAAUUAUCCAAUUUUAUUAACACCAAAAUUUGAUCCAGUAACUGGCGUUUUUCUUUAUUAUAAUAAAACACGUAUGAAUGAAGGCGUAGAAGCGCGUUUAUAUCAUAACGUAGCUCUUCUUCUACCUGAUGGUCGUAUAUGGAUAUCCGGUGGAGGAUCAGCUCGAGCUCUUAUUCAUUACACAUCAUUAUCAGAACAACCAUUGUCUGAACAUAAUUCGAGUUCAGGUAAACAACCGCUACCUGAUAAUAGUAAUGUUCAUCUAGAUUUACAAAUGUUUGAUGAUGGACGAUUAUCUAAAGGUACUCAAGGUUCCUUAACUGUACCUACAGAAACAUGGGUAGCUGAAAUAUUCAAUCCACCUUAUCUUUACAUUGAUGGUCAACGACGUGCAAUGAUUGUUGCACUAAGUUAUGUAAAAUCACUUGAUUAUCAAUUCGAAAGUAUUAUUAGUGGACGACGAUAUUAUCUUCUACAUAGUAAUAGUCAGUAUAAUAUACAUUUAAGUGAUCUACCAAAGAAGUGUUCUGAAAGUAAAAGUGAUAAAUUAGUACUUAUCAAAUUAGGAUCAGCUACACAUGGAUGGGACGGCGGGCAACGUCUUAUAAAUCUUUCUUUUAAAGAAACAUCAUCAUCUACCACCUUACAAUUUACAACACCUGAAGCUCGAAUUGCUUUGAUUGCACCCGGAUUUUAUAUGCUGUUUUAUAUUGAUUGUAUGGGUAAACCAUCUAUUGCUCAAAUGAUUCGUUUUGAUGAUCAAGCUAAAAUGCCUUGA
Adineta ricciae is the source of this 2250-nucleotide messenger RNA. Lineage: Eukaryota; Metazoa; Rotifera; Eurotatoria; Adinetida; Adinetidae. The record is from the annotation of a GenBank genome assembly.